Messenger RNA from Durio zibethinus, 1118 nucleotides. Its product is annotated as LOB domain-containing protein 14-like. The record is from RefSeq and is a predicted model, not a curated record. Gene Ontology annotation, cellular component: nucleus. Gene Ontology annotation, biological process: positive regulation of DNA-templated transcription; hormone-mediated signaling pathway. Lineage: Eukaryota; Viridiplantae; Streptophyta; Magnoliopsida; Malvales; Malvaceae.
UUAGUUAUGGUUAUAAAGAGCAAACCUUAAAACUUCUUGUAAUUCCUAAACAAACCAGCCCUACCCUUUGGCACUGCAGAAAAUAUAUCAUUGACAUAGAUAAGUGUAAAAGCUGAGGAAAAUGUCAGGGCUUGGAUCUUCAUGUGGAGCAUGUAAAUUCCUGAGGAGAAAGUGCACAACCGAAUGUGUAUUUGCGCCUCACUUUUGUUAUGAUGAGGCUGCAAAUCACUUUGCGGCAGUGCACAAGGUGUUUGGUGCUAGCAACGUUUCGAAGUUAUUAUUACACCUACCGAUGCAUAAUCGAAGUGAUGCUGCUGUUACUAUAUCUUAUGAAGCACUGGCUCGACUGAGGGACCCCAUACACGGUUGUGUUGCUCAUAUCUUCGCCCUUCAGCAACAGGUUGCAAACCUACAAGAGGAGAUAGAGAUUCUCAAUAACCAAAUGGCCAAUCAUGCAGUUGAGUUUCCCGGCUGUGGAAAUCAUCAAGCAGCUGUUAACUCAGAUGGUAAGAAACAGUCUACUUCACUGCAUGAAACCAUGAACACACUCUAUUAUCAAGAUGAACAAGCUACACUACCCAACCAUCCAGGAUUUAUGACUGGAAAUCAAAUUCUCGAUAGUCAAUUGUGUGAAUCAUUCCCAGGUUCAUACAAAAGGGAAGACCAAAACAUUCUUUGUACCUUGUACCAAAAUCCUCCGGAGAUAAAAUUGGAAGGAGUGGAAUCAGGAAUCCUCAUAGAUUAUCCAUGCAUGGGAAACAGUGGUGCCACCGCAAACAGGAAAGGUCCAAGCUGGAAGUAGAUUCCAGCUUUCAUAACAAGGAAUUGGUCUUUUAAUGUAAGAACCAUGUCUCCACAAGGGAAUGUUUUGUACCGGGAAUGAUGUAAUUUAUGUUAGAUUACUAUGAUUCUUGUGAUGAAUGUUUUAUGUUUGUUAAUUCUAAUCUGAAUUUCCAAGUAUCUGAUGUUUAUAAUUGGAAGAUCAUCUCAACUCUUUUGAUUCUUAUAUCAAUUUUGGAAUAAAAAGCAACCAAAUUGGGAAGCUAUUAAAAGAGAAGAUGAAGCAUGAUCUUGCUAUUAAGGAUGUUACAGAACAGAGAAGCAUGAUAAUGGCAAAG